AAUGGUGGGGCAGACCCGUGGGCUCGGGACAGGCCGCCACAGAUGCACUGAUGGCAGGUGAGUGGCCGCAGUGAACCCUGAAAAUCCCCGUGGCAAGUCUUGUGUGCUUCUGGUCGGCAACGACGGCAGCCAUUGACUAUGAUAUACUUAUAUUCGUCCCCUUUUCCUGUUGUUGUUGUUGUUGUUGUUGUUGUCUGUAGUUCUGCCAGGGAUGUCAAUGUCGAUACCUGCAGCCGAGCACGUUACUUGCAUGCACAACCGCUUCUGACGCCAUCGAACCUGCCAAGCACACAAUCGCCCAAGAGGCCUUUUCAAUCAGCAGUUGAUACGACAGCGUCAGCGCCAACACCAUCGCACCUGGACACCAGGGCAUGAGCUGCGAGAUUGUUGUUCAUCCGAGCUCCACCAUUCAUCCGAUAUCGAUGCAGUGCACUCAUCCUUUCAAGUAUUGAAAGGCU
Messenger RNA from Microdochium trichocladiopsis, 458 nucleotides. RefSeq lists its product as uncharacterized. Bases 139 to 375 code for a protein of 78 amino acids. The transcript has a single exon. NCBI's taxonomy places the organism in Eukaryota, Fungi, Ascomycota, Sordariomycetes, Xylariales, Microdochiaceae. The record is from RefSeq and is a predicted model, not a curated record.